CACGCAUUUUUUGACAACCUUGUACGAUUACGUACGAAGUGUCAAGGAAACGACACAUCUUGUCCCAAGCGGUUCCGAUCGAACCAAGCAAAAGCAUCUACCAACAGCAUCCCUCUGCACCAAACCAAGGAAGUCGGCUUCAUCCAAAGGAGGCAAUGAGAGUGGACUGCUGGAAGGCGCUCUCUUUCGCUCUGGUGAAACCGAACCGAACGAGGACCCACCACCCGCCGUUCCUCCGGCUCCCAAGAGCAAGAGCAGCAGCAAGAGCGAUGCCGGACACGGGAUCGAGGGCCACCGCAGCAUCGGUGGCAUCUGCAUCAUCGGCAACGGCAACCUCCCUGGGUGCGUCGCGAUAUUCCUCGUCGUCGUCGUCGACGACGACGUCGCCCGAUGCCUUUGCGGAGCUCGAGCACAAGAACUGGCAGCGGGGCGUCGAUGCCUACGCGGAAGGAUUCGGCCCGCUCACCGCCCAGGCCGUCCCGACCCUUUUGAAAAAGGCCGGCUUUCUGGAGGGGGAGGCGACGGACGCGCAAGCAACAGCGACAGCGAAGGCAAGCCUGCUCGACGUGGCCUGCGGGCCGGGGCAGGUGCUGUCGGCCGCCAUUUCCAAGGCCAAGAUGCUGGCCGGGGAGAACGGGAAGGGGAACAACCUUGCGGAGGUCUCCUUCACGGCACUGGAUUUCUCGUCCAACUUUCUGGAGCUGGCCAGGGACAACCUCGGAUCGGAGCACCCCGGAACGCCCGUUGCCUUUGUCGAGGGCGAUGCCUUGGACAUGGCGAGGGUUUUGGGAUGCGGCGGGCGGGGCCUCCAAGAAGGAACGGAAGAAAAAGCAGCAGCAGCAGCGCCACCACCGCCACUUCCGGAGGAGGGACUCUUCACCUCGGUCGCCAGCAACUUUGGCAUCCUGCACCUGUCCGACCCGGACGCUUUUCUGAGGGAGAGCUAUCGCGUCCUGAAACCGGGGGGGAGGCUGGCCUUUUCCGCCUGGGCCGCCCCCCCACACACCGAGGCCUUUGGCCUGGUCCUCGGUGCCGUCCGGGACGCCGGGAACCCGAGCGUGGAGCUCCCGGAGGGCCCGCCCUUCUUCCGGUUCUCGGACCCCGACGAGUGCCUGCGGUCGCUGGAGCGUGCCGGCUUUGUCGGCGUGGAGACCACGGUGGUCGAAGGGAUGGAGUGGACGAACCUCUCCUCGGCGGGGGAGCUCUACGAUACCAUGCUGGAGGGGACGGCCCGAACGAGGGAGCUCCUCCGGGGCCAGACGGAAGACGAGGCGGCGGCGGUGCGGAAGCUGCUGGAGAAACGCUUCGACGAACUGGUGGGGGACGGGCGGAGGCCCCUGCGCAUGCCGGCGGUGGUGUCGUCGGGGCAAAAGCCGGUGGACGGAUGACGAAGGGUGCCGGUCGCAAGCUUCCGGGGCCGGGCGUGGCCAGAGCGAAAGCGAGCGAGCGAGCAAGCAAGAACACCGCUAGCAACAACGCAACGCAACAAGCAGCGGCUCUGGCAUGGAUCCACGGAAUCAGGGGCCGACCCAAAGGAUGGUGCAGCCGAAUCUACUAGCGAAGACGAAUGAUGGCACAUGGAACGCACGACCGUAGGGCAGGAUGAGGAAAGCGAAUUAAAGAAAUUAACCAUAG
Molecule: messenger RNA, 1635 nt
Organism: Pseudo-nitzschia multistriata
Lineage: Eukaryota; Bacillariophyta; Bacillariophyceae; Bacillariales; Bacillariaceae
Source: the annotation of a GenBank genome assembly